AUGGCAGCAGAACUGCUUGCAAACCCCGCUUCAAAAGCAGGAGCGAUAGAAAUCACCAACGGCUCUUGCCUCUGCGGUUCAAUAACCUACACAGUCUCAGGCACACCUUCCACAACCGUCCUCUGCCACUGUACAAGCUGCAAAAAGCCAUCGGGCUCUGCUUUCAUGGCCAACAAUUUCUACGAGGCUUCUAAACUUAAUAUUACUGGUCCUACGAGUACCCUGAAAAAGUACAAUGAUACGAGCCCCGAUGCUGGUGGUUUCGUCCAGCGUUAUUUCUGUGGUGACUGCGGCUCGAACAUAUUCAUCAAGAACUCGAAAUGGGAAAAUGCUGUGAUCGUUGCGACGGGAACGUUGGAUUAUGAGGAGGCGCUGACGGAAUGGAAGCCCGAUGCUGAGUUCUUUUGUAAGAGAAGGGGUCCCUGGUUGUCUAAUGCUGGAGCGAUUGAGGAAAAGAAGUUCAACGCGAUGACUUAG
Lachnellula hyalina is the source of this 477-nucleotide messenger RNA. RefSeq lists its product as uncharacterized. Gene Ontology annotation, molecular function: carbon-sulfur lyase activity. Bases 1 to 477 code for a protein of 158 amino acids. The record is from RefSeq and is a predicted model, not a curated record. Lineage: Eukaryota; Fungi; Ascomycota; Leotiomycetes; Helotiales; Lachnaceae. The transcript is spliced from 2 exons.